Haliotis rufescens (red abalone) is the source of this 1612-nucleotide messenger RNA. RefSeq names its product nucleolar complex protein 4 homolog A-like. NCBI's taxonomy places the organism in Eukaryota, Metazoa, Mollusca, Gastropoda, Lepetellida, Haliotidae. Gene Ontology annotation, biological process: ribosome biogenesis. Gene Ontology annotation, cellular component: Noc4p-Nop14p complex; small-subunit processome; nucleolus. The coding region runs from base 45 to 1571 and encodes 508 amino acids. The record is from RefSeq and is a predicted model, not a curated record. The transcript is spliced from 14 exons.
UUUAGGAGCGGCGAUCUCAUUGGUUGAAUUGCACGUGGUAAAACAUGGCUGCUCCCAUGGAGGGUAAUAUCGUGAAUGUGAUAAAGGAGAAAGCGACUUUAUGCCUCGAAAGUAGAAAACAGAUCAACAAUGUCGUCGAUAUCAUUUCACACAUGGAUUCUGAGAAGAGGGACGUCCUAACAGCCUGCAUCAAUGCACUGCAAAGAAUAUUUGAAAAGUUUAUCUCUACAGAAGAAAUGUGUGGCAGUUCAAGUGAUGAAAAGUCGAAAGUUGCAGAUAAGGAAGCCGAGUAUCGGGAAUGGCUGAGGCAACAGUACACUGCCACUGUGGCCUGCCUCCUGGACAAACUCACCUGUACAGACAGACAUAUUCAGAAACUGUCGAUGCGUGUACUGAUGAUGUUUGUGGCUGCGGAGGGUCGUCACCCAAUCACAACCAAGUCUUCAUCACAUGCACAACUCUUCCCGGAGUCUUUGUUUGCGGAAAUAAUGACCCACUUCCUGUCUAGUGAUGAGAGUGCCAUACUUCUGUUGGAAUCCUUCCAGGACUUUCUCCAGUACGAUGAUGUCCGUUACCAGACUCUCCAGUGUAUUCACAAACAUCUGCAAAAGAAUUCAUCAAAGGCCCUGACGGACAUCUACAUGACAAAUGUGUUCGGACUCCUCGACAAAUGCUCGAGUCUUAAGUGCAAAACGAAAAGUCUUCGUUUUUUUGCUGUAGACACGGCAGGCAAGAUGGGGUCCUCCAAAGAACACACCAAGUUGUUCACCAGCACAUGGCUCAAGUUUCUCUCAUGCAAGUUAACUGCAUCGCUGUACAAGAAGGUGCUCAUCAUUGCCAAAGACAAGGUCAUGCCACGUCUGUCAAAUCCCUUGGUGCUCAGUGACUUUCUUACGGAGUCCUAUACUGUGGGUGGUGUGAUCAGUCUUUUGGCCCUGGAUGGUCUCUUCCUUCUCAUCAACAAACACAACCUCGAGUACCCCGACUUCUAUGAGAAGUUGUACGCCCUGCUGGAGCCGGCCGUGUUUCACGUCAAGUACCGCGCUCGGUUCUUCCAUCUCACAGAUCUCUUCCUCACAUCCACGCAUCUCCCAUCCUAUCUGGUCGCGGCGUUUGCCAAGAAGAUGUCUCGGAUCUCCCUCACAGCUCCAGCUCCAGUGCUCAAGGCGGCCAUCAUCUUUGUGUGCAACCUGCUGAAGCGCCAUCCCACCUGCAAGGUGCUCAUCAAUCGACCGGACGCACCCACAGAUCUGGAUGCGGAUCCCUUCCUGUACGAUGAACCCGACCCAGCCAAGUGUGAGGCCCUCAAGAGCUCUCUAUGGGAGAUCAAGAGCCUUCAGAACCACUACUGCCCCGAGGUGGUGAAGCUAGCGACAAGAAUCAACCUGCCCCUCCACCACACGGAGGACAUGCUGUCCGACUUCCUCGAGGUCACAGAAGACGAGUUGAUACAGAGGGAGAUCAAGCGUUGUCGGAAGACGAUGAAGACGACAUCGGUGACAUUUGCACCUCCCAAGGGACUUUUCGGCAACAAGAGUGAUAGGCUGAAGAUGCAUUGGCUGCUGGAAUGACACUGUGAUUACAAUGUAAAUAAAUGUUAUAAUGAAUUGUU